Molecule: messenger RNA, 418 nt
Organism: Paramecium sonneborni
Lineage: Eukaryota; Ciliophora; Oligohymenophorea; Peniculida; Parameciidae
Source: the annotation of a GenBank genome assembly
CUUAUGAGCAGUACAAAGUAUUAUUAUUUAAAUAUAAAGGUAGUGUCUUUUAAAAUUGAACUUAAUAUCACUUAACUAUGUAAUCUCUCACUUAAAUUACUGAACAUUAAACAUUAGAAAUGAAUAAUGGUCAUUCUUUAAGAUUGUUUCCAAGUCAUCCUGAUACUCCAAAUAUUGUCUUAAGUAAUGGAAUUAUAAUUCCUAAUUAUUCUACUUAAUCUCAUUAUGAAAAACAUUAUGCUUUGUAAUACUAUGUAUGGACAAAUGGCUGCAGGAAGAUAUUGUUAAAUAGGUAGUCAAGGUAUAGAAUACUUUAGUUAAUUCAAAUUUCAAUGGUAUUAUCAAGAGAUCAUCAUGAUAUUUCUGGAAACACAGUCCAUUUAGAGAGAACGCAGAUAUAUAUGACGGUUCUUAAUUC